Closterium sp. NIES-65 is the source of this 4539-nucleotide messenger RNA. The record is from the annotation of a GenBank genome assembly. Lineage: Eukaryota; Viridiplantae; Streptophyta; Zygnematophyceae; Desmidiales; Closteriaceae.
AUGGUCUCAAAGCCAUGGCGAGGCUUGAGACAUCUAGCCGUCGUCGUUACGCUCCUUCUCAUGAUCAUCUGUCUCCAAGCGACUGUAUCGGAAGAACUGCCGCCGGUGGUGAGCGUGGAGAGCUUCGUGCACGCCGCGGACCACGAUGGCGACGGCGAGAUCGGCCCUGAGGAGGCCCACCAGCUAUGGGCGCGUGUGCUGGAGGAGGAGAAGCGAUUCGAGGAGCAGGAAGCGGAGGCGUCGGGCGGGGAGCGCGAGCGCGAGACGGGUGAGAGCGAGACCGGCGGCGGCGAGUCGAGCAUGGCGGAUCUCAUGGCGGACCACCGCCUGGACAUGUCGUUCAGCUAUGGCGGCAGCAGCAUCUCCACCGCCGAGAUGAGCGAUCAUCUGAGUCACAUGCUGACAGGGGAGAAGGUGGUCGCGUGGAUCGUCCAUGGCCUACGGCUGCCCCAGUACGCGGAAGUCUUCAGGGCCAACUCAAUCGACGGCCUGGAUUUCCCCACGCUUAUAUCCGAUAACGGAACGUUUCUUAAAGAGGAUCUCGGGGUGAAAAGCGCGCUGCACCGGCAUAAAAUCCACACAGCAAUUUUCCGCCAGGUGUUCGGCUUAGGGAAGGCUCCUGGUGCUCCCACCAACCUAGAGUGCGAGUCUGCUGGGUGUGGCGCCAUUGCUGUUCAGUGGGACCCGCCAGCCAAUCCCGGCGUGCCACCUGUCCACAAGUACCUUAUCCAGAGACGCGUCGCAACGCGCGUGGCGUCGUGGAAGGACGUGGGGGACACGUCUGAAGACGCGUGGCUAGAUUCGGCAGGGUUAAAGCCAGGGACUGAGUACACGUAUCGGAUACAGGCGUGGGGCGGGCAUGGGCCUUCGGAGUGGGUGGUGCUUGAUCAUUGUAGAGCGUUAGCUACUGGCGCGGAUGGGGUUGCUUGCAUUAUGGGCGUGCAUCCGCCUCAGCAGCAGCACCACCACCAGCAUCAUCAGCAGCAUCACUCUUUGAAGCCUCCAGUUAUGGAGCCUCUUGGGAGACCCAUAGCAGCAGGAGCAGAGGGGCACAGCCACGCGCAUGCAUCAGAUAUAGUUGCCGUUACUGGAGCGGAGAAGGAGGAGGGUUGGGGUGGGUCGUGGCAGAAACGGUUGGAGUCGGUUGGGGGCACGGAGUACGUUCUAACUGCUUCAACCGUUCCAGGGCCAGGAGCAGUACCAGUGGAGGCAGUAGGAGGAGCGAGAGCAGGGGUAGACGGGCAGCAGGGCGGCAGGCACGGAGCGGUGGAGUCGGCAGAGCAAAGCGCGAAGGAGGUAGGGCAGGAGGCGGAGAGGCAGGGGGAAGCGGGUUCGUCUUCCCCCCUCUGGAGCUUCAUCUGGUCGGUCAAUGGCGGGAUUCUCGUGCUCGGGAUUUUCUCCCGCCAUAGCUUCUUCUUCCGUUUCGUCCUCGCAGCUGCCGCCUCCGCGCACCGCCUCCUCCGCCCCCUCGCCUCCGCGCUCUCCCCCUCCCCCGCCAGCCCCUUCCUCCUCGUCCGCGCCGCCGCGCGCGCCGUUCUGGGCUUCCGCGCGGCGUCUGCGCGCGUCUCUGCGCUACUGCACCGCGUGAUCACUGUGCUGGUAUCGCCUGGGGACGAUGAGGGCGGGGAGGAUUAUGAGAUAAGUCCGUUUUUCAGUGGCAGCAGAGCCGCAAGAAGGUGGUCUGACGGGUUGGGGGACCAGGCGGACGGGGGACUAGGAGCGGGUGAAGGAAAUGCGUUGGGGGAAGCGGGGGAGGCAGGGGGGCGGGGGGUUAGAGGGGGGUGGGGUGGCGGUGGGGGGGAGAGUUUGGCUGCAGGGGGAGGGAUGGGCGGAGGGCAGGGGAUGAGGCGUGUGGCUCGGAACAGGUCGUACGAUGAGCUUUCCGGGCGGCAGGAAGGGGAGGCGUCGUUUGGCAGUAGCGAAGGGGGAAUGCCGCGGAAUGGGCUGCUGGCUAGGGGCGGGCACGAGGGGGGAAGGGAGGCAGGCGGAAGGGCUUAUCGUGCGGGUGAGUGGGAAGGGGAGGAAGGGGAGGGAGGCGGGUGGGGGGAGAGCGGGCGGGUUCAGGAGGCGGCAUCAGAUGAGGAUACGGAAUCAAUGAAGUCUGUUAGCUUCAAGUACAGGUGCAACGCGGAAGGCUGCCGCGUGCGCUUUGAUCGCUGGUACACUCUUGACGGGCUUAGGCACAGCAUUCUGAAGCACUACUGUCGUGAGUGCCAGGGCGUGUACUGUGUUCGCCACACGCGCAUCUCCCCCCACUCCUCCCGCACCCAGUGCGGCCUCGACAGCCACUGCCUCUGCUUCUCCUGCUACGCGCGCCUCCCUGCGGAGCUCCAGCUUCGGGCCGAACGUAUCAACAAGCUUCGGGUGGGCCCGGUGGCUGGGAGUGGGAGCAGUGGCAGCGCCAGCUUAGGGAAUAGCUUCGGAGGCAGCGGAGGGGGCGGAGGGGGGCGGAACGCUGGGGGGAAGAACGGAGAGGGGGUUUCAAAUGGCAGUGGCAAUAGCAACAGUUUUAGCAGUUCGGGUAAUGGCAGCAGUGGGAAUGGCAGCAGUGCUCGUGCUAGUGGCAAUGGGGAUGGAGGGAAAGGAGUGGGAGGGAAGAUUUCCCCUUCUAGCAGUUGGAUGACUUUGUUGGGGCGCCGCAAUAAUGACAAGCGCGGUGGGAUGGACAAGGGCGGCAGGGAGAGGCAUGUGGGUGGGUCGUUGGUGGAGAGUGCGAGCACGUCGGGCUCGGAGGAGUCUCAAGGCACAGGUGCAGGCGGAGGGGUGGCAGGGGCAGCAGGAGGGGCAGGAGGGACAGGGAGAACAGCGGAGGCAGGGGAAGCAGUGUCUGGUUCUGGCUUAGCAGCGGCAGCAGAAGCAGCAGGGGAGGAGCAGGAUACUGACAUGGUAGAGUUGUCACUGGCAGGAGGUGAGGCAGCACUUACCCUGACCUCUCCCCGACCUCUUACCCAGACAGGGAGCCUUAAAGAGAGGAGGAGAGGGGUGGGCGGGAUCGCAGGGGGAGGGAUGGUUAUGAAAAAAUCGCUUUCAUUGGCUGCUGGUGGGGGAGGGGUCAAUGGGGCUGGUGCUGACAGGACCAUGCAGGGAGAUAAGUGGAGGAAGGAUAGCUUGCAGCAGCAGCAGCAGCAGCAGCAGCAAGAGCAGCAGAUACAGCUGCAACAACAGCAACAACAAGAGCUGAAGCAGGAGCAGCAGCAGGCCCCAGCGCUGUUCUUUGUGGGCUCUGCAGCAGACCUCCUGCCCGCUGCCUCUCCCACCUCUCCAGACCCUUCCAAUGGCAGCAGCAGGGCCACAAGCGAACCAGACAUGGGGGCUCCUAUCAAAAGACCUGGGGCAGCUUCCGGUGUAGCUGAUAUAGGGACUAGCCUGCAGGAGAGCCAGGAUUUUAGGUCUGGGAGCAGCACGCUACCAAACACACAUGGUGAAGCACUGGCAUGCCGGACUGGAAAAGGCCCCUUGCCCCGGUCUGCUGUGUCUGACCCUACAGGAUCUUGCUUGACGUCUGCUCCUCGUCCUGCUUGUAGUCUGGAGGCAAUACCCUCUUGCAGUGAGUCGGUAACAGAAGCAGGAGAAUCAACAGGAAAUGCUGGUGGAGUCGCAGCAGCGGGUGCUAGAUCUGUCAAGUUGGAAGCAGCUGGUUCACCGGGGGAGGGAGGAGGGAAGCAAGGCGAGGCCAAUGGAAACAGUGGUAUCGACUGGGGGCGACUAGAACGCUGCCCCAGCCACCUCUCCCGCUCCCGCUCCUCCCGCUCCGCGGAUGAGGUGAAGCGGUCCCCAUCUCCUUUCUCCAAGGCGCUGUCUCCUUAUAACGAGUUGCCUUCUGAAGGGGUGCAGAUGGGGAGCCGAGGACGGGGAGGUGGGACAGGGGGGGGGAGUAACUGGUUCUGGUGGUACCGGCAUGGGGGGCAUAGGCAUGGGCAUGGGCACGGGCACAGUCAUAGGGAGGAGCUGAAAGGGUCUAUGUCUCCAGCUCUUGCCUUCUCAGGGAUGUUCACUAGUAAACGGAAGUUGAAGGAAGGUGGGGGUAAGAGCACAUUGGGUUCGGACAGAGGGAGGGGGGAAGGAGAGAGAGGGGGACAGGAUGGAGAGGCUGAGGGGAGUGGUGGGUCAAGAGGAGAGGGGAUAGAGCGAAGGCAUACGGUGGAGGCUGGGGAGGUUAUGGGGUGGAGAGUGGUGGAAAGUGAAUCAAGAAGAGGUAGGUACUUUGCUUCUUCGCCUGCACAGUUGUUGCCACAGGGUAAAUCACCCUCACCGCCAUCACCCACACUUCAAUAUGCUGCUUACAGUGGCUCUGAGAGUGAAAGAAACUGGAAGAACCAGGGAAGCAGAUCGGAAGGGAAGUUGGGUAAGGCUGGACCUAGAGAAAGCAUCCCCGAGCAAGAAGAGGAGCAGCAGUUUGUGUUGCUCGGUGGAAGAGCGCAAGGGGAGAAGGAGAAGAGUGGUAAACAUUCUCAAGGGAGGUUUGCUCUUCCAAAGAAGAAGAGCCUUCUUCACAGGUCCUGGGAUGCAAGUAGCAAGACAGAAAACAAGCAGACGUAA